This is a messenger RNA of Xiphophorus hellerii (green swordtail), 999 nucleotides long. Its product is annotated as trypsin-like. Lineage: Eukaryota; Metazoa; Chordata; Actinopteri; Cyprinodontiformes; Poeciliidae. Gene Ontology annotation, biological process: proteolysis. The record is from RefSeq and is a predicted model, not a curated record. Bases 38 to 790 code for a protein of 250 amino acids. Gene Ontology annotation, molecular function: serine-type endopeptidase activity. The transcript has 6 exons. Gene Ontology annotation, cellular component: secretory granule.
GCAGGACUGCAGACAUUCAGAGGAAGCUGGACAAGCAAUGGAUCUGCUGAAGGUUCUGCUGCUGCUGGGGCUGGGAGUUUCAGUGAACUCAGAUGUUUCUCUGCAGAAGAGAAUCAUUGGAGGUCAAAACUGUCCUGACACGGAGCGUCUUUAUCAUGUUCGGCUUGAGAGCAGCAAUGGUACUCAUAUGAGGCGCUGUGGAGGAUCUCUGAUCCACUCUUGGUGGAUUCUCACUGCAGCUCACUGCUGGAAGUCGGAGCCAGGAUGGACUAAUGUAGCAGUGUUAAAAGUUCAUCCACGGACUGCUGGGGAGCAGAGACAGAUGAUCCAAGUAACUCCUGUGAUUUAUACAAGCAGCAACCAGCAGGAUGACAUCAUGUUGCUGGGGCUUCAGACACCAGUAACAGAUGUCCCAGUUGCUCGUCUACCAGACUGCAGAUAUCGACUUCAACUAGAUGAUGUUGUUCAGCUGGCAGGAGAGGCAGCAACGACAACCGGCCCCAAUAAUCAGCGAUUGCCCCCCCCUGCUGCUAUUCCAGCACAUCUUCAGUGUGUCAACAUGAGAGUUGUUUAUGCUUCCCUCUUCAUGCAAAAUCAUGGGCUUGUAUUCCAUGUCAAAGCACCGAACAGGGAUGUCUGCUAUGGCGACGCUGGUGGAGCAGCGAUGUUCGGCGACAAGAUUUAUGGUGUGAUUUCUCUUGGUGGAGCAGAGGCAUGUCAGAGACCAGUUGUAAUCAUGGAUGUGUGUGAAUACAAGGCGUGGAUUAAAAGAAAAACUGGUCUUAAAUAAGACAUAAACUAUCAUGAAAUAAAAAUUCACAUCAAAUUUUGUCUCGCAUAUAAUUUUAAAAUUGUAUCUUCAUUAGUUUGAUCCACACCUUUGUAGAAUUACAAUGAAUCAAUAGUUUAGUUGUUUCUCACCUGAUCUUGACCUCCCUAAUGGAGCUUUCUCUGCCUCCGAAAUGAAAAAUGAAUCAAUAAAUGCAUGAAAAAGAAACA